AUGACGGCAGUGGUCAGGCAGCUGGAAGAGACUAACGCAAAGAAAAAGAGUGUGCAGUACCCCCACAACUCAAUCCCCCCAUUGAACCCGGCUUUCCCUCAAGUGGAGGAAGAUGAUUCUAGCAUGAUCGAUAUUCGUGCAGAGGAUUCGGAUUACGAGGAGGAAAAGCACUGGAUAAAUACCAAAGGACUAAGGCAUCGCAAUAGACAGCAGGAUGCUACCGACGAUUUAGACCCCAAAUACAUUAGGAAGUAUCCUUUGGAUGUCAGGCUUGCUUACCCAAACUUCUUACAGGGGACAAUUUGGACACCUGCCGGGAUAGCAGCCAAGAGAGCUGCUGAUGCACUCACGGUUGCUGGUGCUGGAGGUGGUAGAGGUAGUGGUGGUGGAGGUAGCCAUAGUGGUGGUGGUGUUGGUGGUGGUGGUAGUGGUCUAGGACCUCCUCCUCCUCCUGGAGGCUGUACUAGUGGAGGAUCAGCUGGAGACAGUGAUGGUGGUGGAGAUGAUGGGUUUCAUGGAUCGACUAGUAGAGGUACGGGAUUACGAAGAGUUGCAUUAGUCAGAAAUGUUCUAUUGGUUUCUAUCGGGUUCUGUUGA
Messenger RNA from Morchella sextelata, 597 nucleotides. RefSeq lists its product as uncharacterized. Bases 1 to 597 code for a protein of 198 amino acids. NCBI's taxonomy places the organism in Eukaryota, Fungi, Ascomycota, Pezizomycetes, Pezizales, Morchellaceae. The record is from RefSeq and is a predicted model, not a curated record. The transcript has 3 exons.